GCAUUCUUGCGGAGAAAGCCUAAGCGAAAACCCCAAAGCGAUGGCUCUCUCCGAACGCCGCCAGCCCCUUGUGCCUUCCUUCCUCUAUUCCCCCUCCACGCAAACCCCAGGCCUCGACCGUCUCCUCCUUGGACGGAAUCCUAUCUCCGCCCCUUCUACUCAGCUGAAUGGAUCGCCUGCACCUUCUGUGUUUGCUGGGGCUCCCAGCGAGCCGCCCUUUGGGAAGAUCGAGCUGUAUUCGCCCAAGUUCUACACGGCCUGCACCUUCGGAGGGAUCCUCAGCUGUGGGCUUACUCAUAUGGCUGUCACACCGCUUGAUCUUGUCAAAUGCAACAUGCAGAUUGAUCCAGCAAAAUAUAAGAGCAUCUCUUCAGGAUUUGGAGUCCUGCUAAAAGAGCAGGGAGUAAGAGGUUUCUUCAGGGGUUGGGUGCCGACCUUGCUUGGUUAUAGUGCUCAGGGUGCAUGCAAGUUUGGAUUCUAUGAGUUCUUUAAGAAGUACUAUUCAGACAUUGCUGGGCCUGAGUAUGCUGCAAAAUACAAAACACUAAUCUAUCUUGCUGGAUCUGCUUCUGCUGAAGUGAUUGCUGAUGUGGCCCUUUGCCCAUUUGAGGCAGUGAAGGUUCGUGUCCAAACACAACCGGGUUUUGCUAGGGGUUUGGGCGAUGGCUUACCUAAGUUUGUCAAAUCUGAAGGUGCUCUCGGAUUGUACAAAGGGAUUGUCCCUCUCUGGGGCCGUCAGAUUCCUUAUACAAUGAUGAAAUUUGCAUCAUUUGAGACAAUUGUCGAAAUGCUGUACAAAUAUGCCAUUCCCACACCAAAGGACCAGUGUAGCAAAUCUCUGCAACUUGGAAUCAGUUUUGCUGGUGGUUAUGUCGCUGGAGUCUUCUGUGCUAUUGUCUCCCAUCCAGCUGACAACCUUGUCUCUUUCCUCAACAAUGCCAAGGGAGCUACUGUUGGUGAUGCUGUGAAGAAGCUUGGACUGUGGGGUCUUUUUACUCGUGGUCUCCCACUUCGAAUUGUCAUGAUUGGUACUCUAACUGGAGCUCAGUGGGGAAUUUACGAUGCAUUCAAAGUCUUUGUUGGACUGCCAACAACUGGUGGAGUCACUCCAGCCCCUGCAGUUGCUGCUCCAGCAGAACUUGCUAAAGUUUAACUAAAGUUGGCUUCUCAGUUGGAUGACUUCUUAUAGAAUCCAAUAAUCGCAUUUUUUUGCACCGCCUUGUGUGGGGUGUACAACAUAUAUUUUUCUUUUUUUCUUUUUUUUUUUUACUGAAAGAGUGUUUCCUAUUAGAUUUCCAGAGAGGUGGUUUUGACCUCAGCACACCUCGGCCGCGAGAAACCCUUAUUUGAUGCCAGUAAUUAUGGCGUUUCUUUUUUGGAAUGUUAGCCACAAAACUGAAUAGGGAAUAAUUGUUGUACUCAUUCAGACCAUGGCAUUUCGGCAGAAUUUUAGCAUUUGCAGAAAUUUGUAGUUCUAUUGCUUCAACUGUACUCAUACUAUGCUAUCCGAGGAUCUUUAUAUUCUACAUUUGUUUUUUUCCCCUUA
This is a messenger RNA of Dioscorea cayenensis subsp. rotundata (Guinea yam), 1546 nucleotides long. Its product is annotated as mitochondrial phosphate carrier protein 3, mitochondrial-like. Gene Ontology annotation, biological process: mitochondrial phosphate ion transmembrane transport. The record is from RefSeq and is a predicted model, not a curated record. Lineage: Eukaryota; Viridiplantae; Streptophyta; Magnoliopsida; Dioscoreales; Dioscoreaceae. The coding region runs from base 41 to 1153 and encodes 370 amino acids. Gene Ontology annotation, cellular component: mitochondrial inner membrane. The transcript is spliced from 6 exons. Gene Ontology annotation, molecular function: phosphate transmembrane transporter activity.